Molecule: messenger RNA, 219 nt
Organism: Lottia gigantea (owl limpet)
Lineage: Eukaryota; Metazoa; Mollusca; Gastropoda; Lottiidae
Exons: 2
Biological process (GO): cell-cell junction organization; cell-cell adhesion; protein localization to cell-cell junction
Cellular component (GO): bicellular tight junction; plasma membrane
Molecular function (GO): cell adhesion molecule binding
Source: RefSeq, a predicted model, not a curated record
GGUUUCGGUAUAGCUGUAAGUGGGGGAGUUGAUAGUCCACAUUUCGCUAAUGGUGACCCCUCUAUAGCUAUUUCAGACGUAUUAAGGGCAGGACCAGCAGAAGGCAAACUUCAAGUAAAUGAUAGAAUAAACAGUGUAAACAACAUAUCAUUAGAAAAUGUAGAUCACAGUCGAGCUAUACAAGUGCUAAGAGAUAGUGGUAAUUCUGUACAUUUAGUA